AUGGGGAAUAAAGGAAUACGCUCGGCUGGGAUUCAAACUCACGACCUUGAGGUGUUUACGUUCGUGGAAGCUCCACAAGCUUGGUUUGACACAUUUAGCUCUACCAUCACUCAACUUGGCUUUACUUCCAGUCCUCAUGAUACUGCACUCUUUACUCGUCACACACUCCAAGGUAUUGUUCUUCUUCUUCUCUAUGUUGAUGACAUGAUUAUCACUGGUAAUGAUCCACAGUCUCAACUUGGCUUUACUUCCAGUCCUCAUGAUACUGCACUCUUUACUCGUCACACACUCCAAGGCCAUAUCCGAUCUCCAAAUUACCUUAGUCAACAUUUUGAAAUGAAAGAACUUGGGUCUCUCAACUACUUUCUUGGUCUUGAAGUCUCUCGACGCUCGAACGGGUAUCUAUUGUCCCAAGCUAAAUAUGGCUCAAAUCUUUUAGCUCGCUCAAGAAUUACUGACUCUAACACAGCUUCAACGCCGUUAGAUCCCAAUGUUCAUUUGACCCCUUAUGAUGGUGUUCCUCUUGAAGAUGUCAAUCUGUAUCGGCAACUCGCUGACAGUCUCAUCUAUCUAACAGUGACUCGCCCAGACAUUGCAUAUGUUGUUCACAUUGUUAGCCAAUUUAUGGCUGCUCCUCGAACCAUCCAUUUUACUGUCGUACUACAUAUCAUUCGCUAUGUCAAGGGAACUUUGGGACAUGGACUUCAGUUUUCUUCUCAAUCCUCUCUUGUAUUAUCUGGCUAUUCCGAUGCAGAUUGGGCUGGGGAUCCCACUGAUCGACAUUCUACAACCAGUUACUGCUUCUACUUAGGCGAUUCUCUCAUUUCUUGGCGUAGUAAGAAACAAAGUGUUGUCUCUCGUUCUAGUACUGAAUCAGAAUAUCGUGCUCUUGCUGAUGCUACCGCCGAACUUUUAUGGCUUCGUUGGCUUCUUGCUGAUAUGGGUGUUCCCCAGUAG
Cucumis melo (muskmelon) is the source of this 957-nucleotide messenger RNA. RefSeq lists its product as uncharacterized. The transcript has 4 exons. The coding region runs from base 1 to 957 and encodes 318 amino acids. The record is from RefSeq and is a predicted model, not a curated record. NCBI's taxonomy places the organism in Eukaryota, Viridiplantae, Streptophyta, Magnoliopsida, Cucurbitales, Cucurbitaceae.